UUGCAGCCUUUUUGAUUCGCAAACAAUCGUAACAUAAAAAAACGCGUCCUUUGAAUUUUAAGUUGUAGCAGCGAACGACCGAAGAGCGAAACGAUGAGCUUUGUGAAGCAGGGCGCACUAACGCCGCGCAAGUCGACGGAAGGUCCGACGACGAGUUCUCCUACCGCUGCUGCUGCUGCUGCUGCUGCUGCGACUUCGACUCCGACGACUACUCCUGCUCCGAGUACUGCUACUACUAGUACUACGAAUGCUGCUGCUGCUGCUGGUGGUGCAGGUGCUGCUGCGCCGGCCGCUGCAACGCAAUCCCCGCGUCCAGCUGUGACCAAGAUUGGCUCGUUCUCAACCAUCAACUCUGGAGCGACGACCACCGCUGCCACUGCCACAGCCACCGCCACUGCCACCACUCCAAAGCAAGCUCCGAAUGCGACUGCUGCGACUGCUGCGAGUACACCCACGGCAGCCGCGGCCGACGCAGCCAAGUCGAGCGAUCCUCCAUCGAAUGCAGCCACAGUGUCAUUGGAUGCCGCUGCUGCUCCAACCACCCCAGGCAAAGCCAAGUGGCAACCCAAGCCGGUCGCUGCCGCAUCAUCGCCUGCAACUGCUACUGCUGCUACUACAACGACGACUGCGACGACUUCUGGGUCUACUGCUGCCGGUGCUGGUGCAGCAAAGCCGACAACGGACGCCAAGCAAGACGUCAAACCCGUCGCUGCGUCGGAUGCAAAGCCUGCCGACGCUGCACCGAGCGCCGUCAAGUCCGACGUCAAGGCACAGUGGCAAAACCGCUCUGCGUCUCCCGCCGCGACCGCCAAACCGCCGUCGCCUGCAGCAGCGACUCCCAAAACGGAAUCUGCUGGAGCCGAUGCGACCCCAGCUGCUGAUUCCGCAGCUGCAGCUCAACAGACUGCUGAUGCUGCUCCGAAGAGCAAUGUCAAGGCUCAGUGGCAAGCAAAGUCGUCCACCCCAGCGUCGCCAGCACCUGCUGCUGCGCCAACGCCCGAUGCCACCUCCGGCAAAGCUGCUGCUGCUGCUGCUGCCACCGACAGCUCGGCAACGGCUGCUCCAAAAGCCGGCGUAAAGGGUCGAUGGCAACCAGCCGGAGCGCCUGCUGCUGCUGCUACGACGGCUGCGGCCGCUGCCAGUGCUGCAACCGCCGCGCCGACACCCUCAUCCCCUUCUCCGCCGCCAACAACAACCGCUGCCUCGGCCUCGCCAGCCGCAGCCAUUGCAUCGACAAUGAAUGCUGCCGCACGAGGCUCUUCCGGUCUUGCCAGCGGCGUGGCCGGCUCGUCGAGCUUUGAAAGCAACAUUGCCAAGCUGAAGGGCGCCAAGCGCAUCAUCAAGGUUCAAAUUGUCAACGAUGCCUUCUCAGACACUGCCUCUGUUGCACCCACUGCCGGCAAGGACUGGCGCGAGGACCUUGGCAAGCUCCCAGCGCUGGCUGACGAAGAACAAGCCUGUUACUUUUUCGUCAAGGAGGAGGUUGGCAAAUGGUUGCUUGUUACCUGGAUUCCCGAGGCCAAAGUCAAAGUCAAGGAGCGCAUGCUGUACGCUUCGUCUGCAGAUGGCGUCAAGAAGGCGUUUGGUUUUGAUUCCGUCUUUGAAGAGAUGCAUGCUACCUCGAAAGAGGACCUUUCGUUGAAGCACUACCAGGAUAUGCGCAAGGCCGAACGCGACGACCUGCUCAGUCCUGCAGAGAAGGCUCAGAAGGAAGCGCACGCGAUGGAAGAAGUUGCGAGAAAGGAAAUGGCUGCAAGCCAGGGCGCCGGCAGCCGACAGCUGUCACUCGCGGAUCUGAUGAAAUCAAGCGACACUCGCAUCGAAACGCCAUCGAAUGCCAAGGGCAUCGGUGGUUACCAUGCUGUUCAAGUGCCAUUCAGUGAUCCCGCCCGCGAAAGGCUGGAAUUGCUCGUGGCUGGCGAUGAAAACGUCAACUGGCUUGUUUUGGCUUUGUCGAGCGACCAAAAAUCCAUCGUGCUUGAAAGCUUUGCCGGCGUUCCAGCCAGCGGCUUGUCGGCGCUUGUAGUCAAGGACGAGCCUCGCUUUUACAUUUACCGCCUGAAAUCAGGCGGCGAUAUUGCAUUCCUGUACGUCUGCCCUUCGUCUUCUCAACCACGCCAACGCAUGGUCUAUUCCACAAGCAAAGCUUCCGUCACCCAGACGCUCAAUCAAGUCGGCAUCGAGCCUAAGAAGAUCGAAUCCUCGGAUCCGAGCGAAAUUUCAGACCAGUUUAUCCGUGAUGAAAUUGAAUUGGCUGCUCGCGCUGUUUCGACAAGCCACGCCCGCACCAGCUCUCCCGCCGCCCCGGAUACCAUCAAAGCGCAGCACCCCGUUUAUGGCCUAAUGGGCGCGUCUGCUGGAGGAACGACAACUAAAAAGAAAAUCGUGAUGCCCCCAGCACAUGCAUAUGGCUAAGGGCUCGCUGUGUUUGUGUGUGUGUGUGUGCAUAUGUCACUGAUUCUCUGAAAUUGUGUCGAUAUCCUCGCAUUUGUUCGUUUGUGUUUGUGUUGAUCGCUGUUGAGCUAUUCAGUGG
Molecule: messenger RNA, 2533 nt
Organism: Capsaspora owczarzaki ATCC 30864
Lineage: Eukaryota; Filasterea; Ministeriida; Capsasporidae
Exons: 5
Coding region: 94-2415 (773 amino acids)
Biological process (GO): barbed-end actin filament capping; actin filament depolymerization
Cellular component (GO): cytoplasm; actin filament
Molecular function (GO): actin filament binding; actin monomer binding
Source: RefSeq, a predicted model, not a curated record